This is a messenger RNA of Ceratina calcarata, 2155 nucleotides long. Its product is annotated as nuclear receptor subfamily 2 group F member 5. Gene Ontology annotation, molecular function: DNA-binding transcription factor activity; sequence-specific DNA binding; zinc ion binding. Bases 125 to 1321 code for a protein of 398 amino acids. NCBI's taxonomy places the organism in Eukaryota, Metazoa, Arthropoda, Insecta, Hymenoptera, Apidae. The record is from RefSeq and is a predicted model, not a curated record. The transcript is spliced from 8 exons. Gene Ontology annotation, biological process: regulation of DNA-templated transcription.
AUCACAGAUUCUCCUAUAGAUUCGUACGAUACAGACACAAUCAGCUCAAUAUUUUUAUUGAGAGAGUUCGGAGAAGCAGCAGACACGAAUUGGCGAUUGAUCUUCAAGAUUAUCUUACUGUAAAAUGGACGACAGCAGCCGGGCUGAGAGCUUGUGUAAAGUAUGCGGCGACAAGGCAUCUGGCAAACAUUACGGAGUGCCGAGCUGCGACGGAUGCCGUGGCUUCUUUAAGCGGUCGAUCCGCAGGAACCUAGAUUACGUUUGCAAGGAGAAUGGCCGUUGCAUAGUGGACGUUUCUCGUCGCAAUCAGUGCCAGGCAUGUCGGUUCACUAAAUGUCUUCAGGUCAACAUGAAACGUGAUGGUACGCUACGCUUUAAUGCGGUGCAACACGAGAGAGCUCCAAGGAACACGUCGUCUCUAGUCGCAGCUGCGAGAAGAGGUCCCUCAGGAUUGUAUCCUGGAAUCCCGCACGUUUAUCAUGCAGCGAGCAAUCCUUAUCAUCCCCUUCUGUACCCAGCGUUGUUUCCCUUUAAGCCGACGAUGCCGACUUUCACCCCAGCGGUUGCACAUUUUCUGCCUCGAUCACCGACAGAAUCUUUAACCGUAAACACAGCUAAAGAAGACGAGGUGACGAGUUCCGAGGAAGCUGGAUCGAUUGACGCAAGAAUCGAGCCGAAGGAGGAACUAGCGAGCAUUCGAUUGGCGUCGACUAUUACGAACUCUGGUUCCCCUGAGUACAUGACUAACUUCUCCAUUCUACCCACGGAGAAUAUUUACGAAUUCGCAGCGAAACUGCUCUUUUUCGCAGUCAGGUGGGCGAGAAGUAUUCACUCUUUCUUACAGCUGCCCUACAGAGACCAGACCAUUCUACUGGAGGAGUCUUGGAGCGAGCUUUUCGUUCUUACAGCUGCGCAGUGGAAUUUCCCGGUCGAGGAAGCCAGUCUGGUACCGAACGAUUUAUCGCCCGAGAGGAAAGAAACGCUCGUCGACGAAGUGAGGAGACUGAGGGAAUUGCUGGCCAAAUGUGUCCUCCUCAGGGUCGAUCAUUCAGAGUACGCUUGCCUCAAGGCUAUAGUCCUUUUCAAAGGAGAAUCACGAGGACUCUGCGAGCCAGGACGAGUAACGGCGUUACAAGAACAAACGGUGGCCGUGUUCUGCGAAAGGGAUGCUCGAAGGGUCGGCCGACUGUUGCUACUGCUACCCCCAGCGCGCGCGCUCUGUCGAUCAACCCUCCAAGAACUGUUGUUUAAACCGACUGUAGGGGAUGUCAGCGUGGAACGGUUACUGGGCGACAUGGUCAGUGCCCUCAGACCGACAUAACGCGUUCUUCACUCCGCCGGUAUCUCACUUUUAAAAUGAAACAAAUAACUUCUGCCAAAGAUUAUUCUUUAAAGAUAAUAGCAAUUAUUUGACUUUAGAUGAUCGUCGUUCGAUCUUGUUUCUCAUCGUUCAAUCUCGAUUUGUUCCGUAAAGAAAUUGUAUCGAUCCAGUCAGGAUGUUGUUGCAACUUGAAAGCUCAUGAAUCGAGAAUUGAACUAAAACCCUUUGCGACGCGAAUCGAGCUUGUAUUAAAUCAUAAUUUAAAUAUUGAAUAUGAUAGAAACAGAACGUCAAGGCGAUCUUAACUCGAAACUAUGAGAAAGUAAAAUUAUAGUCGAAACCUAGUCAAUUUUUUCUUAUUCGUACUGUAAAUCAUAAUGUCGUUCCGUUAAGUCUAAUUUUACUUGUAUAUAUCUACUUAUAUCACAUAUGUACACUAGAAGUAAGUGUUUCGUAAUAUGUUAUUAGAUCCAAACGUUGUUUUUUAUAAAACUUAAUUUUUUGUUUUCUUCGCCGAAUGAUAAAAAUUAAUCAAUCGUAUUGGAUGUUAUUAAAUUCGACAGAGAACGUCAGUCAUGUGAAGUAUGAAAAUACAAAAGAAAGUGAAAGAAGGAAUUAAUUUGACGAAGUGUCGAAGAUCAUGAGGCAACGCGAUUGUUCGGUUCAUUUCAGCAAGACCCUCUGAAUUUCUGAAACGUUUAUUUUUCACAUCACAACAAUAAAAUUCGUUUACAUAGUGUAUGGGCGUUCGCGACGGUAAGUAAAAAGUCGUUCAAUGUGGAUGAUCAUCGGGAAGAUUGGCAACAAAGAAGAAAAAAAAGAGACACUAACGCA